Messenger RNA from Acipenser ruthenus (sterlet), 2708 nucleotides. RefSeq names its product high affinity immunoglobulin epsilon receptor subunit gamma. The transcript has 5 exons. The record is from RefSeq and is a predicted model, not a curated record. The coding region runs from base 260 to 541 and encodes 93 amino acids. Gene Ontology annotation, molecular function: IgE receptor activity. Gene Ontology annotation, biological process: cell surface receptor signaling pathway. NCBI's taxonomy places the organism in Eukaryota, Metazoa, Chordata, Actinopteri, Acipenseriformes, Acipenseridae. Gene Ontology annotation, cellular component: membrane; Fc-epsilon receptor I complex.
UGAUGAGGAGCGAGCUCGAGGCAGACGCUUCCAUUCGGACGGCAUCUUGACGUUCACGUUCCAUAGCGACGUCCCCACCCGAGACUGUUUUAUUAAGAUUGAGAUAUAUAUAAAAAAUAUAUAUAUAUAUAUUUAAAAAUAAAACAAAAUAUGUUUUAAUUCGCUGGACGUUCAACAACACUGAUACAUUUUUUUUGUUUGUUUGUUUUUAAACAAUAUAUAUAAUUUUUUUUUUAAAAAGAGUUAAAAACGGUUUAAAAUGUUUCUAUCAGGACAGAUGGGAGUCUUUGGGAUUUUGGUCCUGUGUUGUUGCAAUUUUGGACAAGCUGCGGCUCUGCAGUCUCCUGAGAUCUGCUACGUCCUAGACGGGGUUCUGUUUGUAUACGGGAUCGUCCUCACUGUGCUGUACUGCAGACUGAAGAUGAUGUCCGACAAACCUCCUGUGCAAAAGGGAUCAGAGAAAGAAGGAGAAGGCAUCUACACGGGAUUGUCGCUUGCCACGCAGGAUACCUACGAAACCAUUAAAACACAGAAGAAAUGAGCAAUCCGAGGAGCUCGCUGCCGUCACCGGAUUUCAUAAUCCUAUGUAAUCCAGGUGACUGAAGCAAACCUCUCCGUUCAUACAAACUGGCUUCACACGUUUCAGAAAGGACGUUCACUUACCAGCUGAAAAAAAAUGUGUAAAAACACACCCCGGGCUGCAGAAGUUUCCUGUAAAAUGUUUCCAAACAGAAAAUAACCUUCCGGUAAUAGAAAACGAGGCCUAUUUUUAAAAUCUCGCUUUUUAUUUUUAGUUAUAGCGCAUUUUAUAUUUUUUAAAAAAAAAUAAUAAUCAUGUAAUGGAAAUCAUAAUAAUAAUUUACUAAUGCGAUAAUGUUGAUUUUUUUAAAAAUAAAUUGUUUGUUUACCGCUGUGAGCUUCAAAAGGUUCCUUCUUUUUAAAUAUUUGAUGUUGUUUUGCUUAGAGAUUUCUGGCCGGUUCGGGGUUCCCCUUGCUGCAAUACUAAUGUCUUAAUUUAUUAUUAAUUAGGGUUACCAUGUGGCUCCAGAUUAACCGGACGCUGUGAGACGGAACGGGAUUUCAAACUUGCCCCUAAAUUGAAAUAAAUGAAGGUGUAAAUGAACCAUCCUUAGCUACAAUUAAUAAUGGUGCCUAAAUACCCGCAUGCGCGUCAAAUAAUUGUAUUAUACCAAGAAUGAAUUGCAGCCAGUCGCUAUUUUUUUCUGUUUGUUAAAAUUCAAUCUCCCACAUUAUUCUGCAAAUACAAUCGCAUCAUCAUCUCGAUGCUCUAUUCGUUCAUUAAGAUCUGAUCAGAAGCAGCUGAUCAGUGUGACUUGUUUGCUGCGCCCAAGCAAUUCCACCACAGCAGGAUUAAUCUCAGCAAAGGUGGAGCUCAUUUAUACGUGAAUUACUUUCAAUUUAGGGGGAAUUUUGAAAUUCCGGUCUGUCUCGAAGCGUCCGGUUAAUCUGGAGCCAUAUGGUAACCCUAAUUAUAGCUCUAAAUCUGCCUCGGUCCUUUCAAACAUGUGACCACGAGGUCAUGUGAUAUUAUAUAUAUCUAUAAUAUAACUUUUGCCCAAGCAGACUUACGUUCUUAACCGUGUAUCCCCUUCAGUCACUGUGUGUAUAUAAUUAAAAACAGUAGACGAGUUUGAAGCACACGAUGAGUCAUCUUUAUUUAUUUUUUAAAUGCCCCCUGUGUUUUAGACCAGUGCUUCCCAACCCUGCUCCUGGAGGACCACCUACCCUGCUGGUUUUUGUUCCAACGAGCUCUUAAUUACUUAAUUGAACCCUUAAUUUAAGUGAUCAUUUGUUUAAAUUUGACUUUUUAAAUCGUGUAACUUAUAAAAAGUUGGAGAAUUCAAGUUCCUUAUACAAUGUUAUGCUUAACUUUGAACCCCAACUUGUUUGAAAUAAUUAAAAGGCGCUGAGUAGGCAAAUUAUUAGUUCAAUUAAGAAAUUGCAAGCUCGGUUGGGGCAAAAGCCAGCAGGGUAGGGGGUCCUCAAGGACUAGGAUUGGGAACCACUGUUUUAGACCAUUGCGUCUGAACCCUGGUCCCCCGGGGCCCCCACGCAGGAGCGGGGUUGAGAAUCACUGGUCUAGAUACUUCAUCUGAUCCGCGCAUUUCUGUCUCUCUGUGUGUAAGAUCAAAUCCGCUUCCGUUUCUGCCCUGUCCUUCUCCUCGCUGUGCUAAACUGGAAGUCGUGUCUUUAUCUAAAGCAGAAGUGGCUUUCCUUCCGCUCUCAAAGACUUAAAAUUGGUGCGAUUAUGAUGUGAUUUAAAUGGAACAAAUUGAAGACACCUCUCUCAGGCUUCAAAAUGUUUUAUAGGGUGUGUAAACUUUUGAAGCAAGCGCAUUUAAAAAAAAAAAAUCAUCGUCAACUGCAAAAAGACCUAGGGGGGCCCAUAAAAUAAAUAAUUAAGUUAAUUGAGAGCAAAUGAGGGAAGGAGGGAGAGGGGAGAAUUGUUUUUCGGCUAUCCUCGCAGCUCGUGUCAUUGAGUCCUGCGUGGGGUCAGCCUCGCUGCCCUUCUCUCUAUUUUCUGGAGUGUAAUGAUGUGGAAUAGUCUUGCAAUGGUUUUGCCUGCUUGUGAGUUUUUCAGUUUUCUGUACAGUAUGUAUUUUAGACAUUUAUUUUUUUUUUUUUAACCAAUGUGUUUUAAGAGCUCCGUGUAUUUUUUAAUGCAAUAAAAUAGCUACAACUUAAAA